Molecule: messenger RNA, 1128 nt
Organism: Sungouiella intermedia
Lineage: Eukaryota; Fungi; Ascomycota; Pichiomycetes; Serinales; Metschnikowiaceae
Source: the annotation of a GenBank genome assembly
AUGUCAUUUACUACAAAAGUUUUGCCCGUUAACCGUGAGGCUAUCUCGUUCGUUAACGAUAUGCCGAUUUUUUCAGAUGUCGUUACUAAAGAGAAUCUCGAACUCGCUGCAAAGGAAAUUCAGAAAGCUGGUACCGUGGUAGCAUUUCCAACGGAGACCGUAUAUGGUCUUGGGGGCUCGGCUCUUAAUGAUGAAUCUGUUAAAUCAAUCUACAAGGCUAAAAACAGACCAGCAGACAACCCACUCAUUGUUCAUGUUUCAUCAGUGGACCAGCUCCAGCGAUUGAUUCUUACAAAGCUGCAUACCAUUCCUCCUGUAUACGAAAAGUUGAUAGAAAGGUUCUGGCCUGGUCCUUUAACCAUUCUUGUUCCUGUGGAAGAAGGCAGUCCCGUGCUGAAGUUAGUAACUGCUGAUCAAAAUACCGUGGGUAUCCGAAUGCCCGACCACCCAGUGGCCAGAGCACUUAUAGCACUCAGUGAUACUCCAAUCGCUGCACCCUCGGCCAAUGCAUCCACCCGUCCGAGUCCGACAUUGGCCAACCAUGUCUUGCAUGACUUAAAUACCAAGAUUCCGUACAUUUUGGACGGUGGUCUGUGUUCUGUGGGAUUAGAAUCGAGUGUUGUGGAUGGACUUGUGAGCCCACCAAUGCUUCUUCGGCCCGGUGGACUUACAGCAGAGGAUAUUCGUGAGUAUGGAGGCGGAGAAUGGGAAAACUUAGUAUUGGCUAAGAGGACAGCAGGGGACUCAGAGACGGUAAGGACGCCAGGUAUGAAAUAUAGACACUACUCACCAACUGCCAAAGUGGUGUUAUUUGUCGAUUGUGGAGAUGGAAAGAGUGCUGUGAGCAAGUACAUGGAAGGGAAGGAUAUUGAACAUGCAAAGGUGGCAGUUCUUCGAGCAGGCAAAUUUGUAUCGAGUGGAGAGUUGGGACUUCUGGGAGCCAUUGAGAGAAGAAUGGGAAACAAUUCAGGCGAGGUUGCGCAUAGCUUGUUCAAGUUGCUCCGAGAGGUUGAUGAAAUGGAUGUUAGCUUGAUUAUUGUAGAGGGAGUGGAAGAGAGUGGAGAUGGAUUAGCUGUCAUGAACCGACUCUCCAAAGCAGCAUUUGAGACAAUUACUGGAGAAGAAUAG